GUGAAAGAGAAAGAGACACAAUAAAAUCUAUUUUUUCUCCCCCCUUUCUCUCUCUCUCUCUCUCUCUUUCUCUUUCUCUUUCUCUUUCUCUCUUUCUUUCUUUUUUCUCUUUCACACACUUAUCAUUACAACAAAGUCGAAUGGUGUACAUAAAGCAAGAAGACGGUACACAAAAGAAAUUUGCUUGUAUAAGUUGCAUCAAAGGACAUCGAUCUUCAAAAUGUGAACAUGUCGAUAGAGAGUUGAUUGAAAUCAAAAGAAAAGGAAGACCUGUCACUCAAUGUGAACGCUGUAGACAGUUAAGAAAGACUAAGCAGAUGCAUCUCAAGUGUGAAUGUCGUUUGAAGCAAAAGACACUAAGAUCUAUAGAAUCUAGAGGUACAUUUUCUUAUUCUCGAUAAUAAUUAACUUAAUGUGUUGCUUAUAUAGAUAGUAAUCUAUGUUUAGAAUGUAAAAAGUUGAAAGGAUUCUGUAUUUGUUAUAAGGGAGAUAUCGGCAAAAUCAACACCACAAAUUAUAUUAGUAGAAGUAGUAGCACUAGUAGUCGUAGUAGUAGUAGUAGUAACCAUAGUCCAUGCUCUGAAGGGUCACUUACGCCACCCAUACAUCAACAACUAUAUCCAGCUGGACUGAAUGACAACAAUAUUAAUAGUAGUAAUAAUAAUAA
This is a messenger RNA of Rhizopus microsporus ATCC 52813, 667 nucleotides long. Its product is annotated as copper-fist-domain-containing protein. Lineage: Eukaryota; Fungi; Mucoromycota; Mucoromycetes; Mucorales; Rhizopodaceae. The record is from RefSeq and is a predicted model, not a curated record. Gene Ontology annotation, molecular function: RNA polymerase II cis-regulatory region sequence-specific DNA binding; copper ion binding; DNA-binding transcription factor activity, RNA polymerase II-specific. The transcript has 3 exons. Gene Ontology annotation, cellular component: nucleus. Bases 141 to 401 code for a protein of 86 amino acids. Gene Ontology annotation, biological process: intracellular copper ion homeostasis; intracellular iron ion homeostasis; positive regulation of transcription by RNA polymerase II.